GGGAAGACCUAGUGCUGUAGUAUGUUAGCACAUACAACCACCACCACCACCUCUAAUUCUCUUUCUCUAAUUACCAACAAACAUGUCAACGGCUAUUAUUUCUUCUUUCUUCGAAUACAGAGAUGUCUCUAACAAGAAACUGUGUGUGAAGCCAGAUACUGUUUUCUUGGAUGGGGAACUUAACAAGUGGUAUGGGAUCCUCCCCCAGAAGAUUUUGAGCAUUAAACACUUUCCUGCAUUCUGAGCAAUAAAAUGUUGAACUACAGCAACAACAGCAGUCUUAGUGGACCUCAGAUGACGUCUGUGCCAUGCUUCAGUGCCAGCUACUCUUCCUGUGUCCCCGCUGGGUCAUUGCUUGACAGGAAGGUGGUGGGGGCCCCCUCUGCUGGAGGCCUGUUCCAACGGCGUCAUUCAGUCAGCCUCCCCAGUGCAAAGUUUAGCCAGAACCAGUUUGAUAACAGCCUUAAAACGGACCCGUUAAUAGCACUGGGCAGCAACAAGGAGAACCAUUUCCGUGAACGCUCCUUCUCAGAGCUGGGGGACCGUCUGCGGCCCGGCAGUCAGGCAUGUGUGGGUGGAAGCGGCCAGGACAACUCAAGCCGCUAUAAGACAGAACUGUGCCGGCCUUUUGAGGAGAACGGCACCUGUAACUACGGCGAUAAGUGCCAGUUUGCCCACGGCAUGCACGAGCUGCGCAACAUGAGCCGCCACCCGAAGUACAAGACUGAGCUGUGCCGCACCUUCCACACCAUUGGCUUCUGCCCUUAUGGCCCCCGCUGCCACUUUAUCCACAAUGCGGAAGAGCGCCGUGGGCCCCCUCCCCUCGCUGCCUUCAACAAGAGGGAGCGCACCCGGCUGCAGCACAGCUUCAGCUUCGCUGGCUUCCCCAGCCCCGGCGGCCUGCAAGACUGCCCUACCUCCGUCACACCUCCACCCAUGUUCUCCACCAAAGGCCUGAUGAAGUGGCAAAGCAACCCCUUUACCUACUCCAGCCAGGAACUUGCCUGCCUCUUCGGUGCCAGCUUGGGGCCCCCACCUGAGCCUCAGAGUCCAGCCCAACCUUCCCCUAUGUCCCCCUGUUUUUUCCAGCCCACUUUAGAGAGUCCCCCAAAUCUCCCAGACUCCCUGUCUGAUCAGGAGGGCUACCAGAGCAGCCUGGGCAGCCACAGCGACUCAGAGUCCCCCCUCCUGGAUGCCUCCCGCCGCCUCCCCAUCUUCAGCAGGCUCUCAGUCUCUGAUGAUUAAGGUGUCUGCGUCCCUGGGCUGAGAUGGGAGGAGGGGGGGGGUUCCACGAGAGGAAGAGGGAGACUUCACCUCCACCGCCUUCUCCUAUCAAUCCUGUUCACAGGAUUGUUGUAGCCAGUGAGUCACCUCAGAACACCAGACGCCUUGUCUUUUAGGGACCCCCACCCACACAAAAUCCAGAUCAAGUCUUUUCAGUAUGAUGAACAGUUGGUAAACCAGAAUAUUAUUCAUAUGCAGGCCCCACAGUGGUGGCCUGCAUGUGAAAGAAUGUGAAAUGUAGCUCUGAUCACAUGAUAGAGUAGUUGAAUAUGACUGAUUCUGUCAGAUUUAGAAAAGUGCCUUGAGAUGACUCUUGUGAAGCCAACAGUAAGCCAAGACUUUUUCCAGCUUCCUGUUUCUUACAGGCUGCUUUCCAUCAGUCAUGCUGCAGUGCUGCAGAUGUGUGUCUUGUUUUGAUGGAGGCCAGUUAUCAUUCUAUUUGCUGCUGAGAGACUUUAUUUUUGGGGUUUGAAUGCACACAGGAAUUAAAAUGACCUCUGAAGUUGAGUUACAGGGUCACUUCACCCAGACUACUUUCUUUCACAUACCUAUUGUGGUGUUUAUGUUUUAGCCAUGCAGAUAAUUUGGGUCUCUGAGAUUUCUGCCUCUAUCCAAUACAGCGGCGUUAGGUCUGCCUAUAGCAUUAGAGUUAGGUGUAAUAAAGUUUGGUCCAGGUCAGGCUUCUGAAUAGUCCAUAGAGCCUCAGGAGUGUUCACACUGAGCUCUAUGGGGUGAUGAGGAGCUGGGACUGUGCCAGCAGUCUGCAGCUUCCUGGUGCUUGUUGGUCAUCUUAAAGUCUCCUGUUGAUUCUACCAUGUUCAAUGUUAAGAUUAUGAUGUUAAUAAUUAUUAUUGUCUAGUUAAUUUCCCAAAGCCUUCAGAGUAAGGGCUUUGGCUGUCACUGAUUAUUUAUCAAUGUAUUUAUUGCUGAUCUUAAGCUUUUUUAUUUUGUUUUUCUGGUUAAUUAAACAAUAGAAUAUAUAUUUUCUUCUUGUUAAAUUAUGAUCCACCAUAUUAGAUUGUGCGGAGCUGUUUAAUAAUUUUUUUUCCACAGUUUUAAUAUAUUAUACUGGAGUGAAAUUUUUUUUGUAACCCUUGGUCUAUUUUGAAAGUGAGUCUUAAUUCAAAUAACUUAAAACAAAAUGUUUAGUAUUUUAUACAUGGCAUGCUCCUCCCACAUGUUGGACUGUGAGUCCUGAAGGCACAAAAUCAUUGCCCCACUACAGCUGCCAUAAACAACAAGUUCAGAUGCUGAAAAAAGCUAAUACAGUUCAUGAACAGAGGCUGUGUCCGAAAAGUCAAACAAAUCACUUUUCCUAACCACUUCUCCUUGACCUCGAUGGAAAACAUUGAGAGGUCAAGGAAAGAUGUGGAGAAUCCAUAAGGACUUAGGAGAAGAGGAUGGCGGUUCUAAGAGAAUGUGACUGCUCUUUUCUAGGCGAAGUAAUUAUGUGACAGCGAAUGUUACUGAUGUGACCUGCCGUGAUGAAACUACAAUGUUCUGAAUAUGGACUACAAAAAGUGCAUCUUUGACACUGCGCCCCCGUUUUGUUUUAAUGCAGGCCAUCUAAAGGUGGAAACCACAGUGGAAAAUAUUACUUCAUAACCAAGAUAGCAAAAAGGCAGAUGAGGUACCAGUUACUAAAUAAUGGACAGCGUUGUCACAUUGAGAAUGCUUGCUCACACUCACCCUCCUGCCCAACCAUAGGCCUGUUUAUCAACAAGAAUCCAGAGAGCGAAAGCAUUGAGGCUCCUUUCCUUAGCUUUUAGAGUAUUUGAACAGCUCUCAUCAUGGCUGCCACUGAAACACUUCUGGGUCACUUUACUCAGGAACCUUCCUAAGCGAAAAAGACUUUUUGGACGCAGCCAGAGUGAGUACAAUCGGUGUCCUCAUCAGUGUCUUUCACUGGGAGGAGUCCUCAUGAGCAUCAAGGUCACUGCAUCAGUUUUACUCAAGUUUUACUUACAAAUGCAUUAUAAAAACGAUAGAAAUGAUGCCUCAUAUCUGUUCCAGAGUCACACACAGAUGUACUAGCACUUUGAGUUAUGAUGAUGAUGAGAAGACCCCCCCCCCCCCCACCCCCAAUAAGUGCCUAUAAAUACAUUCCAUGUUUCUCAAAUGUUGUGCCUUCAUAUUUCUGUAUGACUGAGCAGAUGGAGAUCAAGAUUGUGAAUGAAUGCGUUCUCAGCAGAUGUGCUUUUACUGCAGUAAUGACUUAUUUUGUAAUGGCACAUUGCAGUUAAAACCAAUAAAUGUAUUUGUAUUGAA
Molecule: messenger RNA, 3552 nt
Organism: Micropterus salmoides (largemouth bass)
Lineage: Eukaryota; Metazoa; Chordata; Actinopteri; Centrarchiformes; Centrarchidae
Gene: zfp36l1b
Product: zinc finger protein 36, C3H type-like 1b
Exons: 3
Coding region: 253-1245 (330 amino acids)
Molecular function (GO): mRNA binding; metal ion binding
Source: RefSeq, a predicted model, not a curated record